This is a messenger RNA of Zootoca vivipara (common lizard), 7762 nucleotides long. RefSeq names its product inositol polyphosphate multikinase (gene IPMK). The record is from RefSeq and is a predicted model, not a curated record. Gene Ontology annotation, molecular function: inositol tetrakisphosphate kinase activity; inositol-1,4,5-trisphosphate 3-kinase activity. Gene Ontology annotation, biological process: inositol phosphate biosynthetic process. Gene Ontology annotation, cellular component: nucleus; cytoplasm. NCBI's taxonomy places the organism in Eukaryota, Metazoa, Chordata, Lepidosauria, Squamata, Lacertidae.
CUCUCUCCUCAGUGCCGCUUAGUCAGUCGACCCGAGCGGUUGAGGCGGCCAAGGGAAGCCUCCGCUCCGCUCGCCUGAGGGGGUGGAAGCACUGCGGGCGGGGGUGCACGCCAUGGAGCCGCGGGCCUGGCCUGGGCUGCGAACGGCGGGUGGCGGCAGCGGAGGCAACGGCGGAGGAGGCCCUUGAAGGCAGGGAGGAGGAGGAGGACGUGGCGGCGGCGGCGGGAGCCUCCGAGGAAAUGGCCACCGAGCCCCCGCGCUGUGCGGCGAGCAGGGAGCCCGAGCGGCUUCUUCGGGGAGCCAAGGCGGACGUGCCUCCGGGCUCCUCGGCGUCGUCGUCGGCGGAGGGAGAAGAGGAAGGAGGAGGAGGAGGGAGGAGCGCCCGGCUGCUCAACGGCUGCGUGCCGCUGUCUCACCAGGUGGCCGGGCACAUGUACGGCAAGGAUAAGGGCGGCAUCCUGCAGCAUCCUGAUGGCACAGUCCUCAAACAAUUGCAGCCACCACCUCGAGGGCCCAGAGAACUAGAAUUCUAUAACAAGGUGUAUGCUGCUGACUGUGAAGACUCUGUGUUUCUAGAACUCCAAAAAUAUUUGCCAAAAUAUUAUGGAACCUGGUCAUCACCUACUGCACCCAAUGAUUUGUACCUGAAACUGGAAGAUGUGACACACAGAUUUAAAAAGCCAUGUAUAAUGGAUGUAAAAAUAGGCCAGAAAAGCUAUGAUCCAUAUGCUUCUGCUGAGAAGAUUAAGCAACAAGUCAGCAAGUACCCAUUAAUGGAAGAGAUUGGGUUCUUGGUGCUAGGCAUGCGGGUUUAUCGCGCCCAUUCUGACAGCUAUGAGACGAAGAACCAGCAUUAUGGAAGAGGCUUAACGAAAGAGACAGUAAAAGAUGGUGUGGCUCAGUUUUUCCAUAAUGGAUUCUACCUGAGAAAAGAUGCCGUAGCUGCCAGUAUUCAGAAGAUUAAAGAAAUACUGCAGUGGUUUGAGAAGCAGAAGCAGCUUAACUUUUAUGCAAGUUCUUUACUAUUUGUCUAUGAUGGCUUGUACCCGAUGGCAACUACAUGGUUAAAUGAUGGCAGUCUGGUCGAGAAGGCAAGAGUGUCCAAGGGUCAAGUGCCAAGUGGUGGUACAUUGGAAUAUAAUAAUAACAUUCGUGUCAUCAGCUCUACAGAGAAUGGCAAGGUAGAGACCUCUGUAGGCAAAGGCUUCUCUAAAAUGUAUGCACUUCACAAAAGGCACCAGAGUCAAAUUUCCCUUAAAGUUGAAACUGUGGAACAAGACAACAUAUGGAAGAGCAGUGCUUGCCUUUCACAAGAACAUCUGAAUGGAAAUGUUAUACCUCAGCUGGAAAAAGUUUUCUGCCACAUGCCUACUACGCUGCCAGAAAGCAUGGAGGUUGAAGUCAGGAUGAUAGAUUUUGCGCAUGUGUUCCCCAGCAACACUCACGAUGAGGGCUAUAUUCAUGGUCUGAAGAAUUUAAUUACCGUCCUUCAAAAUAUUUUAGAUACUUAAACUUUUUGCUAUGAUUUCUACUGGGGGCCAAUUAUAAUGAAAAGCAACAACAUUUCUGCACUUGUGAUUCUGUUAUAUGUUGGUUUGUAUUGUUCUACAUUUUACUUGUCUUUGUACUUUUGGUAGGAUGAUCAAGUAUUUUAUAAUCUUACUCAGGAAAAUUAUUCUGUAGUUUCUUACAGUUUAGUAAGAGAGAAGCUAAUGAGAUUUAACUGGUAAUCGUAGGAACUUGCAUUUAACUUGUGAAGCUUAGCUAAAUUUGGGGGAUGAUUUGUGUCGGAUAAAAUGGUAGAGCUUUCUCAUACCCUUAAAUAUUUUUAGUUAAUCAGAGUCCGCCCAUGCAGGCAGAACACUGAGCCAUAUCUCUAAAUAACGGGUUAUUAGGAGAAUAUUAGAAUAUUAUCCUUAGGUGUUUACUACAUCUUUAGAACUGGAGCAUUUCUGAGGGAUAAAUACUUAAAAAUCUGUAUUCUAAUUGAACCAGCAUUUUAGUGUGAGGUGAUCAUACUGCUUCGUUCUUAAAAUUGGGUAGGUAUGUUCAUCUUUUCAUGGCUAAACUUAAAACUAUACUCGAACAGUGUAAUUUAUUAUGAGUGCUAUUGAAAUCUUUUUCAAAACUUAUGAAAUAGGAGUUGUCUGCCAUGUAAAGAUGUUAAAUGCUGUUUUGAAAUAUUUGUGUCAGAUUUUGUGCCCUAUUUUGUUUAUAAGCUUUAUAUUUAGAUAUUCAACUAGGAGUUGCUUUGGACAUUGCAGAAAAACAGCAAAAUAAUAUAUACUAGUGAGUCUACAAUGUCUAAAGUCAGUUAUAAAAAAUAAGGUAGUACUAUGGCCAUUCAUUGUGUGGGCAAUUUUGUAAAAUUGCACAGCCAGUGGUUGAGAUAGUUUUAAGAGGUUGCAGUUGGAGAGAGUAUUUAAAGAGUUGUCCAGUCUCUUAAGUUGCAUCUUCUUGAAAUCCUCUCAUCCAAGGAAUGUAUGAACACCAGAAAUAAGUCCAUGUUGAAAAAUGGUCAUUAUAAACCAGGGUCUUCGAAAUUAUUAAAUUCCCUAUGGUGAGAUUAAGGACUGCUUUAUCAGACAUAAUGCUACACAUUGAUAAAUAUAAGCAGAUAGAAGCCAGAGACUCAUGUAGAGGAUGUUUAAAGCUUACAUCCACAUUUUGGAACAAACCACAGUUUCUGUUAAUUCCAAAUACAGGAUUUUAUUUAUUUUUUAUUUAAAAAACUGAGUUAGUCCAAUUGAACCAGAAUUGCACUGCGGCUUAAUAUUGUAGUUUCAAUAAGCCACAGUUUACCUGUAUUACGAUAUAAUGGGAAACUACAUUUUGGAACAAACCAUAAACAGUACCUAUAAACGCUUUCUUGUGCUCGAACAGGAGGGGAGAAUUUAUGAGUCCAAGGCAAGAAUUUGUGAGUCCAAGGCUUGUGUCCGCUUGCUCUCUUAGCAUUGCAUUUGAAAUGGGCCUUAUCGUGCAGACGUUGGGCGGGCUGAUACAAGAGGGCUUCCUUCUGGCAGCAUGUGCAUCUCCAUAAACAUAAAAAAGGCAGAAAGGAGAGUAUGGACCGCCUUCAACUAAUGUGUCCUGGUAGUGGAAGCCUGUGCAAGGACUUUUGUUAGCUUAAUGGAGCUUCCCCUGUGCCCCCCCCCCCCAAUGGCUCUAGAGUGUCAGGAGACCCCCAAAGCAGGAGGAGGUAGAGUGUGAAUGUUUUGCCUGGCAAGCUUAAGUACUUGUGCUGAUUAAUGAUUGGCAUAGCUCUACAACGAAUUUCUCCCUAGGUGACAUUGCACAACACCCCACAGCAAUUCUCAUGGGCAUAUUUCAGAAUCUGUCUAGCAUGGAAAUGGUUGCAGCCAAAUCCAGUGAUACAAGAUGGAAAAUUGUACGAAUCAGAUUUUUUUCUGGAAAAUCUUUCAGUGCUUUAUUUUUUCCAUGGAAUUCCCCCCCCCCCUUUUGUAAGUUUACUAAUAACUACAUACCAACUGCAAAUACAGUAUAAGGCAAACUUGGCAGUUUUGACAUUUUAGCUUUGUUUAUGAAACACAGGUAAAUUAAGUCACUUUCUAUAAUCCAUCAGAAAAAAUUCUAGCAUAAAUUAUGCUGUGUAAAUUAAGUUUACUUAAUUUGCAUAGGGAAAAAUAUCCUCCACCACUCCCUGAAAUCCUUAUCACUGGGAAAUGCUUUUUAACCAAAUGUCCAUUUUCUAGUAGUGCCUGUUAAGGAGAACACUUUGCUUGGUUUCAAAACUACCAAGAACCAAAGGGUCCUGUCACUGAGCAGGCCCUACUUGGAAACACCUUUACAACAAUGCUGUAAGGGAAUUUUGUAAACAGACAUGCGCUCCUGCAUUUGAUCACUCCCCCCCCCCCACAAAACUUUUUAGAAGGAAAGCUACAAUUUUAGGAUUAAUUUCAAUGUUCUGCUAAUACUGCUUCAUUGUAUAGUGUUCUGUAGGCUAAUUGGACAUAAUAAUUUAUCAGAGUUUUGUGUUUUCACUUUCUAAGGUUCACUAGAAUACUGAUUUUAAUUGGAAGCAACGUGGUAAAUAUACAUGGACUUUUUUAUUUUCUAUCAAAACAAAUGCUACAUUGAUGAACAGUUUUCACAUAGGUUAUAAAGUGAGCCUUAAUUAAUAAAAGCCGAUGUCAAAGAUGAUAAUACCAUCUUUAAGAGUGAUUAGGAGCAUUCAGUGUUCUGUGAAGUAAUUUAAAGCCUAUUCUGGGAAAAGUUACACUAUUCUGUCCUAUUGAGCUACCUUUGUCACAAUUAGCUUAUUUUAUAGUAGCCUAUGUUAUCUGUAUCUGUUUUCUGUUCAACACAGACUCUUUCCACACACACACACACCAUACAUAUAUAUGAGUAUGUCUAAUGUAGGCAGGUAUUUAUUCUUUCUUGUCCUGUACCAUUUCACAUCUGUAGGGUAGUAAUCUGCUCUGUAAUAUUAGUACUAUAAUUGUUUAUUGCUGUGCUGCUUACACUAUUUAAUGUAACUAGAACAUUGUAGGAUCACCUUACAGAAAGCACUCCUGUCUAAUUUUCAGUUUUUAUAGUUGCAAUUGUAACAGAAUUAUACUUAUUUUUAUUCAGUUGGAAGUUAAGAGUACUUUAAAUUAAAAACUUGGUACAGCUAAAAGUAACCCAUUCAAAUGUAGACUGCAGAAAUGGUAAAUUCAGAACUUAACCUUAUGUGACUUUCACGGGAGGACAGAAAAGAGAAUAAAAACUCAGAAUGGGAUAGUAUGCUUUCCUUUAUGUUAGUAUACUCUCACUCACCAUUGUUUAUGGGCUAAUUUCAUCAUUUCCAUUUCUUGUUCAUAGGAAGCCUUGUAGAGUGAUGCUUUAAUAUCAUACGCUUGGGUACAUAAUUGUAAAAGUUCUUAUUUCUGAGAUUUCCUGAUUCUGUAGCUUAUUGUGUAUGUUGGAACUUGGAUGUGCACAGGAAUGCCUGGUACACUCAAAGCCUUCCUUAUUCACCUAAUGAAGGAGGCAAGUUGAGUUUAUGUGCAGAAAACAGAUCACCCACUUCUAAUUGAAGUGGAUAUGAAAACCUGUGUAUUAUGAGAACUUUGUGUAUAUAUCAGAGCACCUAUGGGCUUGAAAUUGGAGCCCUUGUGUAGCGUAAGGAGUAUUUAAAUGUGUCUCUUUGGAAGGAAGAAUGACUGAUGUAAAUGCUAAUGAAGAUGACUCCACAGCUACAGCCUCUGUAAAUUACAUUGAUUUUGAAAAAUUGGCUCUUGUCACAAGGACACUUCUUAGAAUCGCUUCUGAUGUGUUUGUGAAAAUACUCCUUUUAAAUGUAUUUUGUGGGAAAUUAUGUACAAUCUUACCUGAUAGAAUUUAAAUUAUAUAAUUUUUUAAUAGCAAAACAUUUUCAUUCUUGGUAUUUUUGGAUAUUAGUGGUUCCUGGUGCAUAUAUUCAAAUGAGAUUUAAAAUAAUGGUAUUAUGAAAUGUUAAAAUAUUUUAACUAACUAGUUUUACAGAACUAUGAAAUUGUGUAUAAUUGUGUUUUCACAUGGAGGCUGUAUUUUCAAACCGAAAUUAUUUUUGUUCUAUUGUACAGGAGAACUAUUUUUGCGUAUCCCAUACAUUACAUACCAUUCCAUAUGAGAUGCUUAAAUUUUAGGAAGAGACUAUUUUCACUUAAAUUGUGGAUCGAAUGAACAAUUUGGCAGGUUACAAGUAGGUCCUAAUGCAUGCUUACCUGGAACUAAGUCCCUCUGCGUUUUGUGGCAUUUCUUAAUAAGUGUGCAUAGUACCGUGGCCAUAGUCUGCCAUAGCAGAACUGAAUAAGGGUCACUUAGGAAUGUGACUGGUUGUCACUAAGGGUGCAAAAUAUUGCACAGAUUUUGUGGGAAACAUAUUUCAGUAUUAAAUACUAAACUAGCGAGAGAGAAGAGGGCACAACCACUAUAGACUAUGAGCCGAACCCUUCUAAAUUCCUUUAUAUUAUGGCCCUUUUAAAGGACUGCAACUGAUACAAAACACUCCUUUCGACCUGUUCAUAUUAGCUAUUUUUAAUUAUUAUUUUUAAUAGUUUACACUAUUUGCAAUAACCGUCCCUGCUGAGUGCCUUCUGCUUCAGGUUUGGUACCUUUUAAAUGACCUCACGUAGCAUCUAUUGUGAUGUAAUGGAAUGCUUUAAGGGAGAGCUGAAUGACUAUUGAUUAUGUCCCACUAAUGUUGGAGAGUAUGGUUUCAGUAAUAGUUAGCUUCUUUUGAUCCAAAACAAAUUCAUUCGGAAAAUUGCCACGCUUUGUGCUUAGUUCCACAAUUAUAGUAAAUUGUGAGCCAGGCUUAAAAACCUAUGAGUGAAACACAUAAUGAAUAACUGAAGCCCCCCCCCCUUUUAAGUUAUGUUGUCUGGCUUGCAUGUUACCAAAUAAGCCAGAAAGGUUGAGGAGGCAUCUAUAGCAACAGGACUUGGGAACGGAAGGGGUGGGAACUGUGGCUUUGGCUCACCCACCCCCAUAUCCCUUCUCAAGUGGCCCUACCUCAAAACUUUGCUUUCUGUGGACAUACUGCCUUUCCUCAACGACGACAAAACCCCGGGGGGCUUAAUACACAAUCAUAUGCAUCCAUGUGCCUUGCUGGUACUCAAAAGAAGCAUUUCAAUUCCUGAAAAGAGGCGACCUCAUCUGUGUGGUUGUGAACCAGUCCUUAGGGUGCUUGAAUCUGGCCAUAUGUGAAUCUUGUUGAGGAGAGCCUUGUGUGGAAAGGAAUUUGAAUAAGAGUUUAGGUUGGAGAUGCUGAAGAAGGCAGCAGUAAAUAAUUUAUUCACUCAAAGUGUAGCUUUUUGCAGACCGUAUCCAUCCAAAAGCCUUACAUUCAGUUUUGUUUUGCCUGUUUUCUAUGUACUGUUCAUGCUGGUAAACCAUUGAAUUGGAGCAUAGAAUGAUGAACUCAUUCAGCUGUGAAAUAUUAUUACAUUAUAUAUCCAGGAGCUAAAUACUGCACAUCUGUAAUUGUUAAUUGUGGUUUUGUUAGCUGAAGUUAAUGCACACUUAAAAAAAAAAAACUUUCAUACUAUGAAUUUUUCUACUAAUCUUCCCUAGAUAGCAAUUCUGAGUAGUUUUGUAUGUAGGUAUACAAAAUUAAUUUUUGUUUGCCAUUUAGAGAAGUGACGCCUGUACAUUUAGAGUUUGUUGGAGAUUAAUCUUUAUGUGAAAUCCAGCAACAGGAAAGAGAAAGCAACAGUGGUUUUGGGAACAAACGAACAUUUACACACAUUGUCUAAAUCAUUGUCUAAAUAUGCUUUUGAAACAUGUAUAAAUGUUGGCACUGGAAAAAGAAAUCUGAACUGGCUGAACUGACUUUUAACUAAAAUGUCCAAAUAUGAUUAAUAUUGCACAUCUGCAUAUGAAUGAAACCAGAGUGCACAUAAGCACUUUAAUAUUCUGAGAACUGUACUGGAAAAUAUAUGGAAGCAUGUGAAAUUGCACCUGGAGCUGGAUUAACUGGUGGGGGUGGGAGGGGGGAUUUUACAGUUUAAAUGUACAUGAAUGAAUGAAUGUAAUCUGGCCUCAUUUUCUCUAGCUCAAAAAGUUGAAAUUGUGUUGUGCAAUGUCCUUUUUUUGGUGUUUGACUGUAACUGAUAUUUUGGGAGGAUUGUUGUUGGACUGCAGAGGUAUGUGUUUUAUAGUAAAAAAAAAUCUAUUAUGCUAUAUACCAAUUCUUUUGUAAUUUAUGUGAUAUUUAGGUGAUUCUAAUAGCUGUAUAUUAGGCUGACUAUUAAAUUGUCUUUUAAGUUACCUUGAA